AUGGCGCGAACUCGUACGUCACCCACACAUGCCGAAGGAGGUAGUAUUGUUGCCGGGCGCUUUCUGACCGUCUUGGGUCCAGAUCAUCUGGAGAUGAACUUGCCAUUGAACAAAACCGCAAGCAAGGCGGUUGGCUCUCGCGCUUCAACGAUUCUGGCGGCCAGCGUUCGAGGCGGCAGGGUCGAGAAGGCGACAUCACACCUACAAGCCGCAAGCGUGGCAAGAUCGAGACACCAAGUUCCGCUCAAGCAGUUCGGGUCGUUGUCGGCCCGGCAGCUGCAUGAGCUGAAUGUCAAGAAGGACGAGAGCUUGAUCCGCCGCGCAAAGUCGAUCAUGGCUAGGCCAUCGCUAUGGGGCUCUGGGAGUGCGUUUGUUACGGCCUCACCGCAGCCGCCCAUUCGUCUCGCCCAGAAGCGCAAGGCAGACACUAUUAUGGAGCAGUGUGAGCCCAAGCGCAGACUGAUACAGUCCGAGCAGGGUUCAAACAUCAAGCAACACAGCGAUAGUGGCUUGACGGUAAGCUCAGCAUCGCCAAGAGCGUUGUAA
Molecule: messenger RNA, 546 nt
Organism: Baudoinia panamericana UAMH 10762
Lineage: Eukaryota; Fungi; Ascomycota; Dothideomycetes; Mycosphaerellales; Teratosphaeriaceae
Exons: 1
Coding region: 1-546 (181 amino acids)
Source: RefSeq, a predicted model, not a curated record